Messenger RNA from Phytomonas sp. EM1, 684 nucleotides. The record is from the annotation of a GenBank genome assembly. NCBI's taxonomy places the organism in Eukaryota, Euglenozoa, Kinetoplastea, Trypanosomatida, Trypanosomatidae.
AUGUCGCGACCCGCUCCGCGAACGAAGCUUCCAUUCCUGCAAAAUAUCGUAAAGAAAGCUGCAUCGAUGCCUACCACCACAUCUUCCUCAACGCCCUUCCGGCCGUAUCCGCUUCUUUCUUCACACGCAACCAAACAGACAGCCGGCUGUACAGUUCUCUACAAGAAUCACCAUUGCCUCAUUGUGAACGACGCCUUUCCCAAGUCAAUGAUGCACUGUCUAGUCAUGCCACUAGACCUAAGGCUCACAUCGUUGAAUGUAUUAAGCAUAGAGCAUGUCAGUUUACUCAAGCACAUGGAGCGGGCUGCGGUUGAGUAUGUGCAGUACCUGCGCACUAAUGAACCCUCAAAGUUUGGAGGGCGGCGCUAUAUCAUGGGUUUCCACGCGUUGCCCUCCCUACCAAUGCUGCACAUGCAUCUUCUCUCUAUGGAUUUAGACAGCCCAUGCUUAAAAACUAAAAAGCACUACAACAGCUUCGCGACCCCAUUUUUUCUGACAAGCGAUCAAGUUAUCUCGGACCUGGAGCAGAAUGGUGAAUUCACGCUGAAUAAGGAUGUUGCCGCGUUGCGGCGGAUGGAAGAACAAGAUAUGAGGUGUUUAUGGUGUGGUAAAGCGCUAGAAAAUAUUCCACGAAUGCGGAAUCAUAUUAAGGAAUGCCCUCAAAACAGGUCUUUUUCGAACUAA